Messenger RNA from [Torrubiella] hemipterigena, 2008 nucleotides. Lineage: Eukaryota; Fungi; Ascomycota; Sordariomycetes; Hypocreales; Clavicipitaceae. The record is from the annotation of a GenBank genome assembly.
AAACUUUCUUGAAACAGACAAUCAAUAUUACAUUUUCUUUCUUGCCACACUGUGUACGUCACUGCUAUCGGCCCUUUCUGCAUGCAAGUAGCAUCGUUGCGUCCCAGCAAAACACACAAAGAAGCUUAACAGCCGCGGCGGAUGCUUGCUGAUCCGCCACCAUUUUUUUUGCCUUUGGUCAUCUUUUAAGCUUUCGCCUUUCUGCAACACCACCACCACCACCACCUCGACAGCUCCAAGAAAUACCACUCUACGCUGCUGUCGAAUAUACACAGCACCAUGGAACGGCCGAAACAAAAGGUCGCUGUCAUCGGCACCGGCCUUGCUGGACUCACAACCGCCUAUCUCCUGCACAACGACCCCUCACAGCGCUACCAAGUGACGCUGGUCGACCAGUCCGAUGAACUCUCCUUUGCUGCAGCUUCGGUAGCCGUCCAAGACACAGCGACCGGCGCCGUCGAGCAGGUCGAUAUCCCCAUGCGUGCCAGCGCCGGCGGCUACUACGAUAACCUGAUGCGCAUGUACAAGCUGCUCGAGAUCCCGCUGCACCCUAUCCGCUUCCUCUUUGCCUUUUCCAAGCCAGCUACCGGAAGCACGUUAUCUCUCGACCUUGUGCAGCAGGCCGGCGCCGUCCCUGGCUCGUACUUUGUCCAUGCGUCCAACCUGCACCAGCUGCCGCCACGGCCCCUGGGUACAAGCCGCGUAACGCACUUUUUCGAAAUCAUAUACCUUAUUAUAUGCCACUUUUGGUUCUCGAUAGCCUGUUUCUUGGUGGCGCCGUGCAACGACGACUCAGGCAGCAACAGCGAGACCUUGGGCCACUACUUGAGCAGAAUAUGGCUGCCCCGACGCUACGCCACACGCUACCUGAUGCCGCUUAUGAGCUCCGUCUCGACAUGUACGCACGCCGAAAUGUUAGCGUUUCCCGCAAGUGACAUUGUCAACUAUAAGAAACAUUCGACCGGUCAUCAUCACUACGCCGUCUGCGGCGGGGCCCAUCAGGUGCAGGAUCGCCUGGCCCUCGGCAUCACAGAUAUCCGCCUCAGCACCAGAAUUAUAGCAGUAGAUCCGUGUGACAGCACCCAAACAACGAAACUUACACUGCAAUCAGUAGACACGCAAGCCACGGUAGACGAAUCCUUUGACCAAGUGGUGCUCGCCGUGUCGCCCGAUGUGGCGGGACGCAUCUACAAGCCGCUCUCCAAGAUCCUCGCUGUCGUUCCCACCACACCGGCCGAGUCGUCGGUGCUUACUCCAGACCCGAUGCGAUACAAGAUUGUGCCGCGCAAUAGUGCCAAAGCAACAUGCGGACACCAUAGCGCUGGAACUACGCCGCCGCAAACGAUUACCUUUCGCACGCAGUUUGGCGCUACGGACGGCCGCACUGAAGCCAUGCACGCCAUGCCUGGCGGCGCCAUUGUCAGCACAUGCCCACUGGAAGGAGGGGAGACAAAGGAGACACUGCGUUACGCUCGCUUCACACGAACACUUCGCACAGCCGAGAGCAGAGGUGUAGUGCAGCGGCUUAUGGGCGAGAGUAGCAGCAGUAGUCGCAGCCAGACAAGUGUGGACUGGGUCAAUGGCCAGGACAACGUCUGGCUAGCGGGCGCCUGGUGCUGGGACGGCAUGGUUCUUCUGGAGGGCUGUGUAGUGUCUGCUAUGCGCGUAGCGAGAAGCCUGGGAGUAGAAGCGCCCUGGGAGGCGGGCCAAUAAUGUCUUUUAUGAUUCCUAGUAUUAUACCAUAUGACGGAACCCGACCAUCCGUCGACCAUGAAUAAAUAAACAUGAGCACCCAACAGGCAUCUGAGAUCGUCUGCACGUGCGUAUGAUCCGCCAUCUGGUAUCGGACACACUAAAACGUAAAAAAAAACCUGUUUUCAAUUUUUAAACCAGAUGGCAGCCGAGUCAGUCCGCCUCACUAAACGCCCUUUGCUGUGUCCAUGCCCCAUACAGGGGGGUUCCAGCCGACCCUACGCCUGGUCGGGCGUGGUGCACUUUCCUAUCCCCG